Messenger RNA from Moneuplotes crassus, 3017 nucleotides. The record is from the annotation of a GenBank genome assembly. NCBI's taxonomy places the organism in Eukaryota, Ciliophora, Spirotrichea, Euplotida, Euplotidae.
UGAAAACUCUCUAGCUCCAAAUAAUGUUGCCAAUGUUUCAAAGCCAGCCCGGAUGGAGACUAUUGAAAUGGGUGGUUCUCUCUCAAAUAUCUUCAAAGGAAUGAGGAACAGAGCUAAAUAAGAUCUUCAAAGAACAAAAGGAUGAUCUAAAGAAGAAAUUUGGUACCAGUAAAAGAGGAGCUAGGAGCCUUAAUCAUUAUACAAUCGAGAUCCUCACUAGGAGGAAAUAAAGAGGCCAUCCAAUAUUACACGAUGAGGCUGAUUAUUGACAACAUUUACUUCAACAAAUGUUAUGACCCAACUAAUGAUUAUAUUACUAAUAUCUUACAAAAAGAAGAGCAGUUCAGAAAUCUUUUUGACAUCAGAGCUCUCAGCACGAUCUUGGAUAAAGCAAAGUUCUUCCAGAAACUACGCCAAAAUGGUGACCAUGAAACAGUCAUUUCCUGAUACAAAAAGCUGACAUAUUUAAAAAUAGACUAUGAAGACCAUGAGGUUAUAAAAUAUGGAACUUAUGGGAGUUAUUUCUAUGUAAUCCUCAACGGAACAGUUGCUGUCUACAUUCCAAACUUUUGUAAUGUCAAGCUGAAUAUUCUUGAAUACUAUAAGUUAAUCUGAGAUUACUCAGACAUGAUUCUCCUGAUCGAUGGGAAGGAGAAAUGGGAAUUGCCUGAUCUCCCAGAGCAACUUGUAGAAAGUGCUAGAACAAUGAAUUUAAAAAGAAUUGUUGAUAAACUUGACAAUAUAGAAAAGCCACAUGUACACAAUACUCAUUAUUCUAAUACGCUUUUUAGCAGAAGUUUGAAAAAUAAGAGGCUGAAUUAUAAAGAGCUUGCUUCUCAAAUGACUUUGAGCCCAGGUGUGAAACUUACAAUAGAUAGCUCGAACUUAGAAACAGAAAAUUACACAAUAAAGUAUCUCAAAAAGAUCUCUGAACUAAAAUCUGGUGAUUCCUUUGGUGAUCUCUCUCUGAUCUACAACAAACCCAGACUCGCCACUAUAAAAACUGUAACCCCUGCAGAAUUUGCCCUUCUGAGCAAGGAGCAAUAUGACUCAACUCUUAAAGCACUAGAACAACAAAAAAUUGAACAGAAAAUAGAAGAGCUUGACUGAAUAGCCUUCUUUAAAGAGUACUCUAGAGCAUUCAAAUCAAGACUUCUCUAUGCAGUUAAAAUAUAUGACCUGCAUAAGGACCAGGUCGUCUUUAAGGAAGGAAUGAAAGACAAUAAACUCUACUUUAUUGUACGAGGAGAAUUUGAGGUCUCUAAGUAAUAUCAUUCUUCACUCAGAUCCAAGGCUACCACAAUUUGAGUAUAAACUACUCGAGCCAGCCGAGGAAGCCAAGAGGAAGCACUUAAUUUUUUUUAAACAACAUAGCAACUUGAUUGCAGGACAAAGCACUAAGGAAAUCAACGAAAUUAGAAAGUUUAUGGAUAAAAGAACUAAUAAGAGCUUAAUAAUCCGAAGGGUUACAGAUAAAGACACUCUAGGGCUUGAAGAAGUGUUCAUGAGAAGUCCUCAAAGGUUUCUAAGUGCAAAAUGUACUAGUAAAUAAGGCUCGAAUAAUCUCUAUUCAAUCUGAUGCUUUCUUUGCGAGAAUUAAAUAGAGAUGAUAUUAUUAAAAUGUUGACAAGUAUCACGCUUAAAAAGUUAAAAGUCCUAUCCCAAAGUAUUGACAAUUUCAUAUCUCAUGUACAAAAUGAAGAGGAAAUCCAAAAAAUAGACCAAAUAAUGGACAAGAUAGAAAUCCUAGAGCCUAUGAUGACCAGCAUCUAUUUGCAGAACAAUAAAUAAACUCGAAGCUCAAAAUCUUCGAAGCUUUGCUCAAAAAUCCAAAUCUCUAAAACAAGCUAAAAAGCCACAAAUUUCCCAAAUAAAAAUCCAUAAAAAUGAGCCAAAAAAUUCAAAAACUUUAAAAUUCAAAAGACCCAAACACUCUGGUAUUGCCAGUACAGGCACUUUUAUGCAUAAUCUACAUAAAAGAACAAAGACUACCACCCAUUCAAACAUGUUUGAAAGAUCAGUUCAAACAACUAGAAAAAGUUCACCUUCAAGAAAUAAGCAAGGAAGCAGCCGCAGAAGAAAAGUCAUGGCUCGACCAAAAGAAACCCAAGAGCAAGAUGACGAUGAUAUAAUCAUAAAUCUUGAGAAAGGAAUCGAAGUAAAAAUACAAUCGGCUAGAACCAUCAGCCAACAAGAAGACUCUAUCUUCAAUAGUACUAAAUCCAUGAAGAAGAAAAUAGACAGGAUUAAGCCAUAUCUUGGUGUCCAGAAAGAAGAUGAGUUUCAAAGACUCUCUAGGAUUUAUAAGAAUGAGAUUGAAAAGGAUGAGCAUCUUAUAAAGUGCCAAGCUAUUAGAAAUCAGUACCCAACUCUUCUUUCAAACGAGAGCAUUGCUAAGAUUAUUAACCUCAAAAUUAAGGAUAAAAAGAUUAGCAACAGGAAAUCUCCCAAGGGUUGCUUCCGCUCGUUAAGCGCCAUGGGUUCAUUGUCUAAGAAAACGAAAGAGUAUGUUACAGAAGAUCAAAGGCUGGAAAUAUCAAAUUUAUCUCUGAAAAGUCCAAAAUGACAAGUUCAAAAUUUUAGCCCUAAAUGAAUAUUUGGUGUUCGAAGAAACACUUGCUCUAUCCCAUCCAAUUUUGUAAGAAGGAAAUCGCUCAGUAGCUCUGCUCAGAAGAGAAAGUUGAAGAAUCAUAUGAACAAAGUUCUACAAAAAGAUCUUGAGAGAAUAGUUGAUGAGAAAUAGAAUCGAGCGCAUAGAUUUUGCAGCACAAAAAGUUAUCAGACCCAGAAGUAGCAUCAAUCAAACAUUCAUGACAAACCAACGACAAUUCUACCAUGGCAAGAAAGUAACCUUUACCAAGCUACCUAUACAAGAACCUUCUGAAACACAAAAUCCCCUCAGAAUCGAUUUCCGGACCAACUCCCUUCCCCCACCCUCAACCACAAAUCUCCCUUAACCCCCUAAAAAUCCCCAUAAAAACCCCUUCUUCCCCCUUCAACCCCCUUCAACCCCCUUC